CUUUGGUCUGGGCUGGUUCCUGAGGAGAAGUACUACGCAGCCAGAAAACCCCUUCACCAGUUGAAAUCCAAAUCAAGGGGAGUGAUGCAUGCUUGAAACGCCAAGUUGGGAUGCUGUAUAAUCUUCUGCUCCCUGCCCCUGAGGACCUUGUGCCAGGGACACAGGCAAAGGUAAAGUGGUCUUAGAAGAUACAGAUAAGACCAGAGUGGCUUGACUUGCUUGCACUGCAGGGGAGGUUACUAGAAGAGGUGGUAAUCAGUAACUCUGCAAGUAAUUGGUACGUGUAUUCCAGAAAUUACAAUAUACAAAUCCUGAUUUUCAUUGUGAAGGGAACACACUGUGUUGCUUUGGUAGGUCAGAACAACCCCAGUUCUGGUGCCUGACAUAACCACCUAACCAUCAAUAUUGGGCUGAAAAAUGAAGUAUAAAUGACUUCAGCAUGUCCCUGUUCUGGCAGAAAUACUGGCCCAGGACUGUAAUAUAGCACAUAUUUUACCUUGGAGGAUGGAUUUUGCUUGUUCUGGUACUGGUUAAGUAGUUGUUUUACUCUCCCUGAGAUCUAUGACCUGUAAGACCAUCGGGAGGAACAACGUCACUCAACUCUGAUGUGCUCUAAUGUCAUUGAGGAGUCCUAGUAAUGUUCUCUUCAGUAGCACCUGGUAGUGGACUUUAUUGAAGAAAAGAACAACCUGGACAUCUGGGAAAAAUCGCACAACAUCUAUGAUUCUGCAAUAACUACAAACCUUGUGUGUGUGAUCCUGCAACAACUAUGAAGCCUGCUUGCACAAGUGAAUCUUUUCACUGACUUAUGCCCAUUCCAGAUGGGAAUUACUGACUGUAUGACUUGUGAUCCCAAUGCACGAGCUUAUCUCCAAAUGCACCUGUAGGGGAACUGUUCGGUCAUGGCCUGAGCUGAUGAUUGAGCACCUGGUGAAGGGGUGUGUCUGGCCCAGGGAGCACAGCUGCAGACAAUUUACCUGUGCUUCCCACAUGACUGCAAGGGGUGUAUUGUGGGUCCACUUCCCUGGGCUCAUUUAAGAGCUAGCCUCUGCAGGGAGAACCUCUCCUAAACAACAGCUGCUUCCUUGAAAGGAGUGUUCUGCACCCAGAGAUCCUCAUCACCAGCUGGCUUGUAAACAACGGACAAUUACCACUUGGUUGGAGAAUAAAGGACCCAAGACAACUGAGUCCCGAAGCCUUCAAAGCAAAAUUAAUAACAAUACUGAAGAAAAUACCAAGAUGACUUCUGUUAAAAAAGAAAACGUUUGUGAGCAUGAUGUAAAACAGCUAGAGAGUAUUUGCCAGCAAAAUUAUCCAGAAGUAUCUGGGGAAGUUGGCACAAAGCAUGUAAAUUUGCCUCAGACAGGCAGCAUAUGUAACUGGGAGGCUGAGGGCAGAGAUCUGGUCUCAGACAGAGUGCCUGUGAAGGCAGAACAGACUGGAGAGGCCUUUAAAAAUGCCAACAUCGAUCAGAUGCACAGAACUGGCAAGGAGGCUCAGAGAGGCUGCGAGGAAAGUGGUGACAUUUGGACUCAGAGGAAACGGUUGUCUGGCCAGUCUUUGAAAAUGGGAAAUACAAAACUUUCUUCGAAAGAUGCUGAGACGGAUGGGCAGGUGGUUUUGUGCAGCUCACAGAAGCUGAAGAGCUGCGAUUCUGUUGAUACAGGUGAACAAGAAGAAGGGGAUGUCGUUCCAGAAAGCCCACUUUCAGAUACUGGCUGCGAUGCUUGUGUAUCCCGUGUUGGAGGUCCUGAGAAACUGAGCAAAUGUCGAAGUAGUUCAGGGGAUUCACCUGCUUUUGAGAAAGAAAGUGAACCAGAAUCACCCAUGGAUGUGGACAAUUCCAAAAAUAGCUGUCAUGGGUCGGAGGCUGAUGACGAAACGAGUCCACUUCUUGAUGAGCGGGAGGAGAAUCAUAUGGCCAAAUCUGUAAGCAGAUCUUUCAGAAUUCAGUACGGGGAUGCUGAACUGGAGUCAAGGAAAUCACGGUUUUCUACUAAGGGUUGUGAGGACUUUGAGGGAAUAGAUAAUUCUGUCAAGGAUGAUGGUCUGCAUAUAAAACCACCUGGGAUCUGUCCUGCUCCAUCAUCAGAAAGCAAAGGUGCAAAACCAGGAGUGAAGAAAGACUCCAAAAUCACCUCUCAUUUCAUGAGGAUACCUAAAAUGGAAGAGAAAAGCAGGAAAGAUAAAUGUGAAUUCAGAUCUCAGCGAGCAGGAAGGAAGAUCCCUAAGUAUGUGCCACCACCUCUCCCAACUAAUAAGAAGUGGUUUGGGACGCCGAUUGAAGAGAUGAGGAGAAUGCCCAUGUGUGGGGCUCGUCUUCCACAUCUGAGACCCUCAGGCAAUCAUACAGUAACUGUCAGGGUAGACCUCCUGAGGGAAGGAGAGGUGCCUAAACCAUUUCCAACUCACUACAAAGAUUUGUGGGACAACAAACACGUUAAAAUGCCCUGCUCAGAACAAAAUCUGUAUCCUGUAGAGGAUGAGAAUGGAGAUAGAACUGCUGGAAGUAGAUGGGAGCUAAUCCAAACUGCCUUACUCAACAAAUUUACAUGCUCGCAUGAUUUGAAGGAGGCUAUUCUGAGAUACAAUGUUGCGUAUGCCAAGAAGUGGGACUUCACAGCUCUCACUGAUUUCUGUGACAAGGUUCUUGAAGAUGCAGAGGCCCAGCAUUUAUUUCAGUCAAUUCUUCCUGAUAUGGUCAAGCUGGCACUCUGUCUUCCUACCAUCUGCACACAGCCAAUACCUCUACUGAAACAGAAGAUGAAUCACUCCAUCACAAUGUCACAGGAACAGAUUGCUAGUUUUUUGGCCAAUGCUUUCUUCUGUACUUUUCCACGUCGCAAUGCGAAGAUGAAGUCUGAGUAUUCCAGUUAUCCAGACAUUAACUUCAACAGAUUGUUUGAAGGACGGUCACCAAGGAAGCCUGAGAAACUUAAGACCCUUUUCUGCUAUUUUAGAAGAGUCACAGAAAAAAAACCUACUGGACUGGUGACGUUUACAAGGCAGUGUCUCCAAGAAUUUCCAGACUGGGAAAGAUCUCAGAAAAAGCUGUCAAGAUUGCAUGUCACCUAUGAGGGCACUAUUGAAAGCAAUGGACAAGGCAUGCUACAGGUUGACUUUGCAAACCGUUUUGUUGGUGGUGGUGUCACCGGGGCAGGAUUGGUACAAGAAGAAAUUCGGUUUUUAAUCAACCCAGAGCUGAUUGUAUCAAGGCUCAUCACUGAAGUACUGGAUCACAACGAAUGUCUUAUCAUCACAGGUACUGAGCAGUACAGUGAGUAUACAGGUUAUGCAGAAACUUACCGGUGGGCAAGAAGCCAUGAAGAUAAGACCCCAAGGGAUGAGUGGCAGCGGCGCUACACUGAAAUUGUUGCCAUAGAUGCAUUUCACUUCAGACGUUUCCUUGAUCAGUUUGGUCCGGAGAAAAUCAGAAGAGAGCUCAACAAGGCCUACUGUGGCUUCUCUAGACCCAAUGUUCCACCGCAAAAUCUCUCUGCAAUAGCCACAGGAAACUGGGGAUGUGGUGCCUUUGGAGGAGAUUCCAGAUUAAAAGCCUUAAUACAGAUAUUGGCAGCUGCUGAGUCUGGACGUGAUAUUGUUUAUUUUACCUUUGGAGAUGUGGAGCUGAUGCGAGAUAUUUACAGUAUGCAUACUUUUCUCUGUGAGAAGAAUCAAACUGUUGGGGAUGUUUAUAGGCUGCUACUCAGAUACUACAAUGAAGAAUGCAGAACCUGUUCUACUUCAGGACCAGAAGUGAAGCUGUACUCUUUCAUAUAUAACACCAUUGAGUCCUAUGCAGAUUCUACAGAUGAUGAUGAAGAAAAAGGGUUGUGCUUUGAUGAUUAAGAUAAAUGUGUUUAAUUGGAAUAUUGUUCAACUCCUCCCACUCGUUUGAAUUGCUGAGUGGAAAGUAUGACUUGGGUAACUUAAUAUAUAUUGAUUGCAUUGGUAGUUAUCAAACAUCCAAAAAUCUACCUUUGAGAGGCAUGAUAGCUUGUUUGGUGGCUUCAUACAUGGAAACUUGUUCAUGUGUGUACAGAGAGGAUUUCUCUGGUAAAUCUGGUUUGCUUUACACCUUUGUUUAGCAGGAGGUUUUGUAAACACUUGUAUUUUGAUCAAGAUAUUGCUGAAAGAUUUCAGAAGGUUUCUCUGUAUCUAGACUUCUUGCUAAGCCUAGUGCUGGAGUACCUGCAGCCAUAUAACCCCCAGAAUGAGUUUAGAGAGAAACUUUGUAAUUACUGUUCUUAUUGACAGUUGUAACAAUUUGAUUACCUCCUUAAGACUGCUGUGGUACUUCCAUUGUUCUUAUCCAAAUUUUCCUACAUUUAGUUUAAAAUGUCCUGGUUUUGAUAUACUUUGUAAUAAAUGGCUAAAUGUGAAGAUUCUGGAGGAGCUAUAAUGCAUUUCAGAACUGCAUUAGCUUGGUCAAAUUAGAAAAAGUUAUCAUGAAGAAGAGUCUGAAGAACAGAUGGGUGGGAGAAUGAAGUAUGUGAUCAGAAUUAGAAGCAGAAGGAAACAUUCAUGUAUUAAACUUCUAAAACCAUCUUGUUGGUGCUAUCUGUUACAACACUGAACAAGGUCGUAAGCAUAUUAGUAUACAUGAAGUUCCUCAAGGAUCACUGUUGUUGAUAACUUCAUUUGAAUUAAGGUCUGCUGUAAUUUUGUUGAUAUUCUCAUAUCAGUUCUCCCUUAUUGCAGCAUGUGAGCAUUAGAUACCCGUGGGAAAACAAGUGGAAACCAGUUGCAUAUCAGUGGGAGGAAAGCCCAGGCUACAGAUAAGAACAUAAGGUUUUGUGAGGAAUUUGCACCUAUGUUGUCUUAGGCGUGGGAAUAAUAACAUUGGAGAGAGCUCGAAAGAUCUGUAAAAACUGUUUUUAAUGUCUCUGUGAAUACCAAAUUAUUGUUUCUGUAGUAUGUUAAUAUUUUACACAAAUCUACAGAUAAAUAGGUGAAAAAAACUUUCUAGGUCUACAUACAGGGUCGAUUCAAUGAAAUGUUUUCUGUUAGUAAUUAAACCCAAUUUAAGUUCAGGCCAACAUUGCUAAAUUUAAUCUCUUCUGUGUCAGAUCUGCCUGGUCAGUUAUAGCUGCUCUCUGAGCAAUACAAGUAACAACAGCAGGAAAUGUAGUGAGCUAUAGCUCUAGUAUCAACAAAUCCUUUUGGCUGGUGUCUGAUAAAACAUCUGCAAGCCUGAAACGUAACCUACUAAUGAAAUAGUGGAAGCUACUGAUAGUCUGGCUAGCAGUAAAGCACCCAUUGCUUGAGCUGCUCUGGUGGAAGAGCAGUAUCAAAUUGUUUGGGUCGCUUACAAAUGACUUCAGAGUGCUGCACCGUUGCAUCAGUGCUGCAGUGGGCCGCUAGGAAUUGUUGCUUCAAAUGUGACACACAGCAGCUUGGCUGAUUUUUGUCCUAUUAUUCCUGCCAGCUAUGGUUUUCUUCACACACAUCUGUGUCAAGGAAAAGUUUUACAAUAGAAUUUCAGGGUCCUCUUAGCGUUUGCAUCUUGUAUCCUCUCACUUUGCAGAAAUCUUUUCUCCUGCUCCUUGUGUUUUCCUGUUGGCUGAGAUGCUGGCAAUGACAGAACUUCUAGAUGCAGAGCUGAUGACAAAUGUACCUGAUUUAUUAAGAGCCGUGAGACAAAAUUGGUGCUACCUGCCACAUCUUCACUGUACUACUCAGGAUUUCUUAUAGAAAAGGUGAAAAGAAAUUGUUCCAACCAACUGGAAGAAAAUACAGCAAAAAGUUGUAGGUGGCCAGAUGUGAGUUCCCCUUUAUCGUAAAUACAUGCAUCUUUAGUAGUGCAAUAUUUAUUUUUGUUGUUGAGGGAAAAUGAUUCUUCUGUUAAUGAAAAAUGUACCAAGUAAGAUGGCAUAAAAUUUUAGUUUGGCUCUAGAAACAGAAAAAAAUAUAUAUUUAGUUUUGGAAAGGUUCUCUGAAGUUCAUAUAGUAGUGUAUUCAGUUACGUUUUGCAGUGUCAACUAUUUUAGGAAGUUCCUAGAUCUGUCAGCUUUAUUUUCACUAAUACUUGAGACCUUUCAAACAGGGGAAAGAACAGCUUCUGAGAUUGCUCUUUAGGAUAUGUUUCCCAUACAUUUUUUCCUGAAAUAUGACUACGUGGACAGGAGAAAAAGAAAACUUGUUUUCUGUUUAAUGUCAUCUGAGUAAGAAUGAUCUAUCCCAUGUUCUGCCUUGUGUCCCUGAACUCAUAAAGGGCAGCACUGUAAGAACUCUUGGAAUAUGACUUCGAUUGCAGGUGGGCUGGAGAUUACAUUUUUCUUGGUUUGUUUUGUUUUUCUGGACGAUAAAAAGCCAAGAGUUGAAGAGUUACCAAUGGUGUUAGAUUGCCAUGGCUUUGGAAUUCACUAAGUGUUGAAGUGCCCAGAGUGCUGCGUGGGGAAGGAGGAAUUUUGAGCCCAACGUGUACUCUGCACCUCACUUUUUCUGUCCAGCUACCACUCUCCAUUUAUAACCUACCUGAAGUGUUUUCUUUAGCUGGAGAUGUGUUUUGGUGCUCUGGACAUAGCAUGGAACAGAAGGCCCGAUGCUCUUCGCAGCCUAGCAAACUUCAUACUUCUAGAAACCUAGAAAUCUGUUUAUGGAGUAUUGCUCUUUUUUUUUAUUAUUAUUAUUGCUUUAAGGAUGUUUGUUAUAUGUUUUCAGAUAAAAAUAAACUUCCUACCAAAACUAUUGUUUUAUACUUGUUUUAGCAGCUAAACUGAAUGCUUAGUAUCAAAGAGGCAAUCAUAUAGAUUGCAGUGUUGCCUCCUAGUGAAGUUUGGUGUCAGAGUGCUGCUGUUUGUUCUACAGCUCUGGCACCUAAACUCCUUGGUUAUGAGGUGUUCUUCUGAGUACCCAUUUCUGUAUAUAUUAAUUUAUAAAUUGAUGAACUGUUCCUGACGUUCUUCUGAACUGCAGUUUAUGCAUCAUUAUAUUCUAUUGAUUUUUCUGGAUCUGUAUGCUAAUGUUUACAUGACUUUUGUAGGAAUACGAUUAAAAAAUUGAUUGAAGCAAGGUGGUUUACUUUGUCUUACAAUAUACUUCCCAGGACUGAGAGAUUCCAGUACAUCUGAAUGUACAUGGCCCAACAGGAGUUGUACUGUUGACUGCCAGUGCUGCCAUAGUAGUAAAUCUAAUAGUUCUCACAAUAUCAUAAUUUGUUCAUGCUGUAUAAUAGUGUAGCAGUUGAUUCAUUGUGCUUAGUAAUUAUAAAAGGAGGGAACUAUUGCAAAUUUGGGUUAGUCUUAAGAGAGCCUGAGGGCAAAUGAAACAUCAGCCCCUGAGAGCAACUCCCCAGUUAGAGACUCUUGGUGACCGCUCCGUCCUGUAGUUGCACCUUUUUGCAGUUGCUCCCUAUUUUCUGGCUUAUUUAUACUUCUUUUUAUCUUUUAAGAGUAAGUGCCAUAUGCAAAGUCACUGUGCAUUAGCCAAGUUAACGAGUGAAUUCAUUCACUGGGUUUACUGAAGGAGACUCUGGGGCAGGUGCAGUUGUACUCGUUAUGCUCACAUUUCAGUUUUCAAUAGCAAAGAAAAUGGAAAGGCUGAUCCACUGCUUGUUCCUGGUUUUAGAUUUAAUCUUGGGCGAAUGGCCAGAAUAACCAAUUGCCUCAUGGUGAUAUCAAGUGUUGGACAGCCUGGAGGUGGCAGCUCUGAUAGCGUGAUGACUGGAUAGAAAAGGGUUGAUGUGUGUUAUAAGCUGUAAGGACAGGGAUCCAGGAGAAGUAGUGUGUUUCUGACAAGAAUAAAAGCAUCCAGAAAGCCAUAGAAGUAGCAAGAUGCUGCAGCCAUCUCAAGAUUUUUAACUAAAAAUUGAGUGUUUAUGAUCUUGUUUUGUGCUAACAGUGUUUCAUGCUCAUUUAUCACUGCUUAAGUGAUUCUGACCUGGGAACCAUGUAGGAGGUAUCUGUCACUGAUAGCUCCAUUACAACAAUAUCAUCAAUUUCUGCUUAACUGAGCUGUCAAGCUGGGGUUAGAUUGCCUGGUUCUGGCAAGCAGCACUCAGAAUGCUGUUAAAGGAAGCUCUAGUAUGUUCUAAGUCUUCCUGAAAGUACUGUGGUACAGUGCUGUGAGGCUUAUGGAUGCACAGGAGACACAGACACCACGCUGUGUGUGCUGAGUAAGACAUACACUGCAGCAGCUUAAAGCUGACACAAACUGCUGGCAGUGCAGGUUGUUAAUGCAUGGUAGAGAUACUGCGUUAUUUUUGCCAGCUGACUUUGCUGGCUGCCUGGUGUCCACACAUCUCUGCGUUUACAGACAACUCUGUUCCAGAUUGCAUGUGGAAUGCUUCCAGUAGCUUACUUGCUUUAAACAAAAACUGCCUAAUCCUGGGCUGCUAGUUCUUUUGGUAAGCUGAACAGGCAGUAUCAAAAAUGGGAUAUGUGAUCCAUAUUUUCCUCUUCAGUAUCUGAGAGAACCAUUUUGGUAUUCCAAGUUUUCAGGGCAAUGGAAGAAAAUAAGGGGAUUUGUUGUGGUAAAAGUGUGUAUGGUUAUAUAAACAUUAUUUGAAAGCUCUAAUUCAAGCAAAAGAAGCUGAAGUUUAGUUCAGAAGACAGAUGGGAAACAGCAAACUCCUUUAGUGUCUCCUUAUGUAGUUGCUGUUUUAGUGGCUGAAUUUAGCUAAGGACUAAUGGUAUUAAUAGUGUUUUUGUCUAGAAGUAUGGUUGCAAAAUGACUUUUAUGUAAAUUAAAUUCACACAGAAAAACGUCAGAAGUGUAUGAGAAAGAAAAGCUCUGAAUUGUGGCUAGGUAUGCUUUGCAAUGGCUGUGGAGGGUCUGAGAACUCAGGCUGGAGAACCAUUAAAUGAGGCACUGUGUCAUGUCCAUUUUGAAGUUCAGUGGGGAAAGAAGUCUAAGCACUUAGCAUGGUCAUAAUGUUGCAACUUCAAAACUGAGAGUAAGAAAUAAGUGGAAAAAAUUCUCCAGGCUACAUUGUUCCAUCAGUUGGAUAUGGGUUUUGUUUUUGUGUGUUUGUGUGUGUGUAGCUGGAAUGCCAGAAAAUAGCUUUCUGAUGAAAUAUUCCUAUUCCCUUGCAUGUCUUCAGUACUAACAGUGUUCUCCUGUUAAUAAGUCAGAGUAGCUUCCUCCUCCUCUCUAUAAUCUUCAUCAUCUGGGCAGAGAGGAAUUGUGUAUAUAUAGGGAAUGCAGGAUGUUCCCUCUAGCGUGCAUUGGCUUUGCAGUACUAACAGUUGAAAUGCGAUACAAAGUUCUUCCCCUAUUGCAGGGAUUUUGCCUGCUCAGCUCAGAAAGGAAAUCCAUUUGUUGAAUCAGUCUGAUAUGCUGUUUUCCAAUGAGGUGUACCUGCAAAGGAACGCUGCAAGUUAAUUAUCUUGAACUCUGACUUAGCGUGGGUUAUCGCUAAAAAGAAUUAAACUUUGGAAGUUUAAUUUGGAACUUUACUUCCCUUUGGAAGCAAAGGAAGCUAAAUUCAACCUGUUAAUUUUGAGGAGCAUCCACUUAGGGUUUAGAUGUACUUUACCUAAUCUACUUCAGAGAUGCAUCAGAAAAACCUUCCUGCAUGUCUUUCUUAGUAAGGAGUUCACUUCUGUUUUGACGCACGCUGUGUCUUCAGCUGGAAGCUGAUGGAAGGUACUGAAUGCGUUUAUUUCUUCCACUCUGCAGAGCAACCAGAUACAAUAAAAAUACUGUAUAAAUCAAUGUUCAGUCAUGGCAAGAACUACAUUUUGCUCAGAUAUGAGAUUUACAUUUUCAAAAUUAAAGGGUAGGAAAACUGCUUUGAAAAGCUAAGUUUCACUACUGAAUAAUGACAAGAUUUUUUUAAUGUACUGGGAAUUGAUUGGAUCUGAACCAAAAUGUCAUAGAAAUAAAUUAAUAGUAAGUGCUUCA
Messenger RNA from Lagopus muta (rock ptarmigan), 9846 nucleotides. It is a transcript of the gene PARG, whose product is annotated as poly(ADP-ribose) glycohydrolase. Gene Ontology annotation, molecular function: poly(ADP-ribose) glycohydrolase activity. Bases 1240 to 3849 code for a protein of 869 amino acids. The transcript is spliced from 19 exons. Gene Ontology annotation, cellular component: cytoplasm; nucleus. NCBI's taxonomy places the organism in Eukaryota, Metazoa, Chordata, Aves, Galliformes, Phasianidae. Gene Ontology annotation, biological process: carbohydrate metabolic process; regulation of DNA repair; ATP generation from poly-ADP-D-ribose. The record is from RefSeq and is a predicted model, not a curated record.